Molecule: messenger RNA, 3355 nt
Organism: Pipra filicauda (Wire-tailed manakin)
Lineage: Eukaryota; Metazoa; Chordata; Aves; Passeriformes; Pipridae
Product: keratin, type II cytoskeletal 5-like
Exons: 12
Coding region: 1-1887 (628 amino acids)
Biological process (GO): keratinization; intermediate filament organization
Cellular component (GO): keratin filament
Molecular function (GO): structural constituent of skin epidermis
Source: RefSeq, a predicted model, not a curated record
AUGAACAGAACCUUCAGCAUGAGGGCAGGGCCCGGGGGCAGGUCCUACAGCGCUGCCUCGGCCAUCGUGCCCAGCAGCAGCAGGGCUGGCUUCAGCUCCGUGUCCGUGGCACGGGCAGGAGGAGGAGGAGGAGGAGGAGGAGGGGGCGGCUUUGGGAGGCUCGUCGGGGGAGGUGGAGGCGGUGGCGGGGGAGGUUUUGGCAGCAGGAGCCUCUACAACCUCGGGGGCAGCAAGAGGAUCUCCAUCGGGGUCGGGAGCAGCUUCAGGGCCGCCUUUGGGGGGGGAGCUGGAGGGGGCUCCGGGCUGGGAGGGGGGGCUGGCGCUGGGCUCGGGCUGGGGCUCGGCGGGGCAGGAGGAGGGUUCGGCUUCGGUGGAGGGGCUGCGGGGCCGGGCUUUGGGGGCGGGCUCGCGGGACCAGGAGGGAUCCCGGCGGGAUUCGCCGGUGGCCCCUCCGGGGUCGGCACAAUCCAGGAGGUGACGGUGAACCAGAGCCUGCUGGCCCCCCUGAACCUGGAGAUCGACCCCAGCAUCGGCCAGGUGCGCAAGGACGAGAAGGAGCAGAUCAAGAGCCUCAACAACAAGUUCGCCUCCUUCAUCGACAAGGUCCGGUUCCUGGAGCAGCAGAACAAGGUGCUGGAGACCAAGUGGACCCUCCUGCAGGAGCAGGGGCAGAAGAACAACUCCGGCAAGAGCAGCCUGGACCCGCUGUUCGAGGCCUACGUGGGCAACCUGCGGCGGCAGCUGGGCAACCUCCUGGGCGAGAGGGGCCGCCUGGACGGCGAGCUCAGGAACAUGCAGGACCUCGUCGAGGACUUCAAGAACAAGUACGAGGAGGAGAUCAACCGGCGCACGGCGGCCGAGAACGAGUUCGUGGUGCUCAAGAAGGACGUGGACGCUGCCUACAUGACCAAGGUGGAGCUGGAGGCCAAGGUGGACGCGCUGAGCGACGAACUCAACUUCCUGCGCGCCCUCUACGAGGCGGAGCUGGCCCAGCUCAGCGCCCAAGUGUCCGACACGGCCAUCAUCCUGUCCAUGGACAACAACCGCGACCUGGACCUGAGCAGCAUCAUCGCCGAGGUGAAGGCGCAGUACGAGGACAUCGCCAACCGCAGCCGCGCCGAGGCCGAGGCCUGGUACCAGACCAAGUUCGAGGAGCUGCAGGCCACGGCGGGCAGACACGGCGACGACCUGCGCAACACCAAGGGGGAGAUCUCGGAGCUCAACCGGCUCAUCCAGAGGAUCCGCUCCGAGAUCGAGAACACCCGGAACCAGUGUGCCACCAUCCAGACGGCCAUCGGGGACUCCGAGGAGCGCGGCGAGCUGGCCCUCAAGGACGCCAAGGCCAAGAUGAUGGACCUGGAGGACGCCCUGCAGAAGGCCAAGGCCGACAUGGCCCGGCAGCUCCGCGAGUACCAGGAGCUCAUGAACGUCAAGCUGGCCCUGGACAUCGAGAUCGCGACCUACAGGAAGCUGCUGGAGGGGGAGGAGAGCAGGCUCAGCGGGGAGGGACUGACCCCCAUCAGCUACUCUGUGAUCAGCUCCAGCUCCGGCCUGGCCGGCGGGGCCGGCCUGGGAGGAGGAUUUGGCGGCGGGAGCGGUUUCGGUCUCGGAGGCGGCGGCGGAGGAGGAGGAGGAGGAGGAGGAGGAAGCUACAGCUUUGGAAGUGGAGGAGGACUCGGACUCGGGGGUGGAGGUGGUGUUGGAGGUGGAUUUGGAGGUGGCCACGGAGCAGGAGGCGGCGGCAGCAGCCUGAGCACCAGCGGGGGCAACUUCAGCUCCGGGAGCGCCAAAGGCACCAACCCCGGGGUGAAAAUCGUCUCCAAAACCUCCUCCAGCAAAAAGAGCAUAAAGAGCCAGAGCCUGAAGAACGCCACGGAGCCCGAGUAGAACCCAGCCCGGGCCCUUCCCAGACCAUCCUCCUGCUCCUCCUGCCCCUCCUGCCCCCGUCCUGCCCCUCCGUCCCCUCGCCCGCCCCGGCCCAGCUCCGCAGUUCUCACACCUCCGGAUCACAGGCCAAGGAAAACGCCUCAGUCGGAGCUCCCCGAGGCCUUGAGACGGGAUUAAAAGGAAAACGUGGGCCUAAGGGACUGUUCCAAAGGGGAAUCGGUUUGUUUUUCCGUUUGUUUGUUUUUAAUGAGGUUUGUAAUUGUGGCCACCCAGCAGCCUCAGCCGAGACGGAGCGGAGAGCAGAGAGUGAGGAGGCAAUAAAUGGGGUUUUAGCUCAGUUCUGCUCCCCAGCAGCCCAGGGAUGGGCUGGGAAUGUGGUUUUAACUCCCCCUGCACCUCUGGGAUGAUCCCAACUCGCUCCUCCACGUUCAGGAACUCCCCUUUGCCGGGGAUGGGGGUUAUUUUUCUGCUGUGUAGAAACCCCCCGGGAGCUGCUGAGAGAUCCCAGGCAGUGGUCUGUGAGCGUGAGGCCCCUCUUAAAAACAUCCCUCAUUCUGGGAGCACAGAGCCUGCUGGGAGCCACUCCAGCGGGAUGAAAAAUCCCUCUUUUCCCCGUUCACGGCCAGGGUUGGAAAACCAGGAUCAACCAGGAUCCUCCAGGCCCCUGAGCCCAGCCAGGGGUUCAGAGUGAUGGAAUCAGGGAGCAGCCUGAGGUGCCUCCACCUGAAAAGUGCCACCCUCGGGGGGAGGGGGGUGAUUCGAGUUGCCACGAGCUUAUCCAAAGGCUUUUCCCACAUUUCUCUCCCAUUCCUGUCCUGGGCACCUGCCACGUGACCUCACGGAUGUGCUUUGCCAGAGGGUUCAGCGGUGGCUGAUCCCAAACUUAUGGAAAAGGGCUCGUUUUCCAAACUGUAGGAUUUUUCAAGUUCUAAACGAUGUGUGAGACCAAGAGUCCUCUGAAAGCAAGGGCAGUGUUUGCAGAACUGGGUUUCUGUCCCGUCUCGUGCGGGGUUUUUUUGCUGGAAUGGCUCAAAAAAUUCCCAGAUCAUCCCACAGUCCAAGUCCCGCCGACCUUUCCCACUGCCUCGGUCGAGGUGAAAGGCUGAGCCGGUGGAAAUCACCCUGGAAAAGCUGCCUGAAGGGCCUGGUCCACCUCUCCUGGGGGAAUUCCAACUUCUCCCCCACGUCUGGGCUCCUCUGCCGAAGGAAAGACCUUUUGGGAAACUGGGAAGUGCAGCAGGUGGGAAACGAGGCAACGGGGAGCAGGAUCCCAAAGGAAUCCCGGAGCCCCAAAGCUGAUUUCCCCUUUCCUGAUGGAAUUUACCCCUCUGACCUCCCACCGUCUCUUCUUGAUUUUUGGAAAGUCCCAUUAAAAAAAGAAAACUGCAGCUUUUGAUACUUCCAUGGUGUUUUCCUUCCCCUCUCUCUUUUUUUGGGAACGUGUCCAAUAAAACCGGAUUGUAAUUUA